Vittaforma corneae ATCC 50505 is the source of this 498-nucleotide messenger RNA. RefSeq lists its product as uncharacterized. The record is from RefSeq and is a predicted model, not a curated record. Lineage: Eukaryota; Fungi; Microsporidia; Nosematidae. The coding region runs from base 1 to 498 and encodes 165 amino acids. The transcript has a single exon.
AUGGAAUUCUCGGAGACUCUGAAAUUCGAAAUACUGAAAAAGCUGUCUUACAAAUCUAAAAGACCUCCAAGCGAGAAGACCUGCAAAACAAAACUUGGGUUUGCUGCUGCAAUUGUAUCUAGCAUUGCCAGUGACCCCACCCCAGAGACUGUGCGUCUGGCUGUUGAAAUAAUUAAGCAGGUGCAGAUUUAUUUGAAGGAUGCAUAUUUUCCUUCUUUAGACAAAUUCAUCCUCAAAAUUCUUAAUAAAAGGUACAGUUCUGACUUAAUGCGGCUUUUGAGACAUGUAGAAGAUCCCGAAAUAGUGGCGGGGAUUUGCUACAUCAAGUUCAAGUAUCUGUCGGUAGUGGAUGAGAGAAUAUUUGAAGUGUAUCAUAAGCUAUCAGGUGAUAUAAAGUAUAAAGUUGAGAAGCUACUUGGCAAGGACAUACUAUUGAAGAAUACUAGAACGUUAAAUGUAGAGAAUAGCAUUGGUGGUGACAAAAGCAUCCGAAAAUGA